This is a messenger RNA of Lactuca virosa, 318 nucleotides long. The record is from the annotation of a GenBank genome assembly. NCBI's taxonomy places the organism in Eukaryota, Viridiplantae, Streptophyta, Magnoliopsida, Asterales, Asteraceae.
AUGCCAUGGGACAACAAUUGUUUCAUUACUGGUGGAAGUGAUCAUGGUGUUAUUCAUUGGACUCAAAAACACAAUAAUGAAAACAACAACUCAUGGAAACCCAAAUUACUGCACAGAAACAUCCGUUCUUCAGCUGUUAUGGGAGUUGCUGGCAUGCAGCAAAACCAAACAGUAGUUUCUGUUGGAGCAGAUAAGAGAAUUAUCGGGUUUGAUUUACACACUGAUAAACCAGAUUAUAAGCACCAAAUAGAAAAAAAAUGCAUGAGUGUUGUACCAAAUCCAUGUGACUUCAACCUUUUCAUGGUUCAAACCGGGUAA